Melozone crissalis (California towhee) is the source of this 1161-nucleotide messenger RNA. RefSeq names its product nicastrin (gene NCSTN). NCBI's taxonomy places the organism in Eukaryota, Metazoa, Chordata, Aves, Passeriformes, Passerellidae. Gene Ontology annotation, cellular component: membrane. Gene Ontology annotation, biological process: protein processing; Notch receptor processing. The record is from RefSeq and is a predicted model, not a curated record.
GAGAGCUUUGAUUACAUCGGCAGCUCGCGCCUGGUGUUCGACAUGGAGCAGGAGAAGUUCCCGCUGCGCCUGGAGAACGUCGGCGCCUUCCUGGAGCUGGGACAGGUGUCCCUGAUGAACAAUUCCGAGCUCUGGGUGCACACGGAUCCCGUCUCCCGCCGGAACCAAUCCGUGGACGCCCAGGUCAGGCGGCUCCUGUCCGCGCUCCAGAACUCCGGCUCCGGGGUUUCCGUGCGGGAGCCGGGCGUAUCCCAGCCCCUCCCCCCCUCGUCAUUCCAGAGGUUCCUGAGGUCCCGGAGCAUCCCGGGGGCCGUGCUGAGCGACCACCGGGCGGGAUUCCGGAACAGGUACUUCCAGAGCAUCUACGACACGGCCGAGAGCGUCGGGCUGCGUUAUCCCGAGGGAAUGAGCCCCGAGGAGCAGCUGGAGCACGUCACCGACACCGCCAAGGCCCUGGCCAGGGUGGGCACGCUGGUGGCCCGGGCUCUGUUCUCGCUGGCCGGGGGAGAAAACGGCACCGAGAACAUCCGGGCGGAUGAGAAAACGGUCGCUCGGCUGCUCUUUGGGUUCCUGCUCAACUCCAACAACUCCUGGUUCCAGUCCCUGAUCAAACCCGACCAGAAGGGGAUCCUGGGCCCGUUUCCCCAGCACUACGUGGCCGUGUCCAGCCCCACCAACACGACGCAGCUGCUGCAGGCGGUGCUGGGGAACCUGACCGGGACCAGCGCCAACCUGAGCCGGGAGCAGUGCCAGAACCCCGGGAAAACGCCCGGAACCGUGCCCGAGCUGUACGAGUACUGGUGGGUGCAGGGCCCCCUGGACGGGAAUUCCACAUCCCGCAUUCCCGGCUGCGUCCGCUCCGGUGUCCGUCUGUCCCCGGCGCUGUCCCCGGCCUUCGAGCUGCGCCGCUGGGAUUCCCGGGAAUUCUCCACGUGGACCGAGAGCCGCUGGAAGGACAUCAGGGCCCGGAUCUUCCUGGUGGCCAGCAGGGAGCUGGAGCUGCUGACGCUGGCGCUGGGGUUGGUGCUGCUCCUGUCCCUGCUCGGCACCUUCCUCAUCAACUCCAAGGCCUCGCUGCUCUUCAGGAUCCCGGCCCCUCCCGGCUCCUCUGGGUACUGAAAAUCCCGGAAAAACGGCCUGGAAAAUCCGGGAAAACCGUCU